AUGGCUCCGAAUCCUCCUCCAAUGUUCACCUCUCGCGUUAGGCGCGCGUUGCGUCAUCCUCUCCUGCUCUCCCUCGCGGCUCUUCUCGCCAUUAAUCUCCCAGCCGUCGCAGCCGCCGCGUCCGACCGUCUCUACCUCGCGCACGAGGCGCGACUCGCCGCAGCAGCCACGCCGCGGCAGGGGCUCGCUGCGAGCGAUGCGGAAGCCACAAAGCAGCGAGGCGCAGCGGGAGCGAGCGGACGUGGCGAGCUGUGGUUGGAGCAGACGCUGGACCACUUCAAUCCCGCCGACGGGCGCACCUUCCGGCAGCGGUACCACGAGGACUUGACGCACUUCAACGCCGCAGCGGGCGGCCCCGUGAUGCUCGUCAUCUGCGGCGAGGCGCCCUGCAACGGCGUCCCCUCCGACUACCGCAUGGAGCUCGCCGCUCACUUUGGGGCGGCCGUGGUGGCGUUGGAGCAUCGCUUCUACGGCCAAUCGCAGCCCUUCGCUGACCUGUCCACUGCCAGCCUGGCAUAUCUCUCGGCCAACCAGGCACUGGCUGACCUGGCCACGUUCCGGCAGUUCUACCAGCAACGGCUGGACCAGCUGUUCAACGGGUCUCACAGCAACGGGUCUCACAGCAACGGGUCUCACAGCAACGGGUCUCACAGCAACGGGUCUCACAGCAGCACGACGCGUGGCGGCAGCAAUGGGGCCUCCGAGCGGCAGUGGGUGGUGACGGGCGUGUCGUACGCGGGCGCUCUGAGCGCGUGGGCGCGCCUGUCCUACCCACACCUCUUCCGCGCCAGCCUUGCCUCGUCCGCCGUCAUCAACGUCAUUCAGGACUUCCAUGAGUUUGAGGCGCAGGUGGUGCAGUCAGCGGGCCCCCAGUGUGCCGCCAUCCUCGCCAACAUCACCCGCCGCGUGGAGCAGCAACUCGCCUCGUCACCGGGCGACCGCCAGGCUGUCAAGCACCUCUUUGCUGCCGCCUCUGUGGAGCACGAUGGGGACUUCCUCUUCCUCCUCGCAGACGCUGCUGUCUUUGCGUUUCAGUAUGGCCGCCCGGACCAGCUGUGUGACCCCCUCAUCCACUCUCAUGUCACGGGCUCUGAUACCAUGGAGGCCUUUGCGGCCUACGUGCGAGACCUUUUCUUCGCUCACUUCGGAUCGGCCCCUUCUGAUUACGACCGCCAUGCGCUCGCCAACACGUCGCUCGCAGCUCCCUCUGCCAACAUGCGCACGUGGCUGUACCAGUGCUGCUCGCAAAUGGCCUUCUUCCAGACACCCGCCCGCCUCGGCCCUCGCAUUCGAUCCAAUGCUUUGAACAUGAGCUACUGGCAGGGCCUGUGCGCGGCAGUGUACGGGGACCACCCACGGGCGCUCUUCCCUGAUGUGGACGCCACCAACACUUUCUUUGGCGCCACUUCCAUCGCCUCGUCGCGCAUCUACUUCACCAACGGGUCGCAGGACCCUUGGAAGCGCGCCUCGCGACUUGUUGCCACCGCUGCCAUGCCGAGCACGGUGGUGGAGUGUCACAACUGCGGCCACGGGGUGGACAUGCGUGGCUGCCCCACCUGGCUCAACGACCACCACGCCCACGGCGCCAAAUCCUCCUGCUCUGAUCCAAGCGCGUUGGCUCAUGUGAGGGGACGGCUCAGGGCGUUUCUAACGGUGUGGCUGCAACCCACCCCACUGCUGCCGAGUGCCUCUUCUGCCUCUGCUGCCCGUGCUGCCAUGUGA
Closterium sp. NIES-65 is the source of this 1722-nucleotide messenger RNA. Lineage: Eukaryota; Viridiplantae; Streptophyta; Zygnematophyceae; Desmidiales; Closteriaceae. The record is from the annotation of a GenBank genome assembly.